This is a messenger RNA of Hydra vulgaris (swiftwater hydra), 1365 nucleotides long. RefSeq lists its product as uncharacterized. The record is from RefSeq and is a predicted model, not a curated record. Lineage: Eukaryota; Metazoa; Cnidaria; Hydrozoa; Anthoathecata; Hydridae.
AUGCCAAACUACCGCUGCUGUGUUGCUGGUUGUAAUAACGACUCCAGGUAUCCAGAUAGGUUAUUUAAAAGAACUCAAGUAACAGAGCUAAAAUUUCACUACUUUCCUAAAGAUUCUUUAAAAAGGCAGCAUUGGGUAAAUCAAGUUAAAAAAGGUUUAAUAAAUUUUACAGUUUCUGAUAAUAAAGUGGUUUGCUCUAAUCAUUUUGAGUUUGGAAAGCCUACUUUUGCUUUUCCUAAUCCAACUUUAUACAUGAAUAUUCGUAAUGCAGAAAAAGAAUCUUCUACAAAACGAAGAAAACUUGAACGAUUUGAUGUCAUAUUAGAAUCAGAAGCAAACAGUUCAUCAACAAGUUUAACUUUAGAAAAUAAACACUGUGAUAAAUCUAUUCAGUGCAAUGAACCAAUACGACGAUCAAUAAUUUUUGCCGAUUUAACCAGAGAUUCUGAUGUUCAGUUUUUUACAGGCCUUGCAAAUUCAAAUGCCUUUGAAAUGUUGUUUUCUUACUUACAAAGGAAAGGAAAUGUAAUGCACUAUUGGAAAGGUAGUAAAAAUACAAAUAAAAACUUAUCUUCGCCAAGGGAUUUAAAAACAAUAACAUUAAAAUCUCUAACAUUGCAACAGGAGUUUCUUCUUGUGAUGAUGCGUUUACGUUUAGGUCUUUUAACUGAAGAUCUUGCUCAUCGUUUCAUGAUAUCUAUUUCUGUAGUGAGUUCAGUAUUUAUAACUUGGAUAAAACUUCUUUCUCUUGAAUUAAAAUGGCUAAUACAUUUUCCUGACAGAAAUAAUAUAAAGAGAAAUUUACCAACAAUGUUCAGGAAAUACUACCCAAAAUGCUCAAUAAUAAUUGAUUGUAGUGAGCUUUUUAUCGAAACACCAUCAAGUUUGGAUACUGCUGCAAGUUGUUGGUCAAAUUAUAAACAUCAUUAUACUGUUAAAUAUUUGGUUGGAAUAACACCAAAUGGUGCAAUUUCUUUUUUAUCAAAUUGUUAUGGCGGAAGAGCUAGCGAUGUUUUUAUUGUUAAAGAUUGUGGAAUUUUAAAAUUCUUACAACCUGGAGAUCAAGUUAUAGCAGAUAGAGGUUUUAAAAUAAAAGAACUACUAGCUUUUUACCAGUGCAAUUUAGCUAUUCCUCCAUCAAAACGCACAAAUUUGCAAAUGACAUCUAAUGAUGUGCGAGAAACCUCAAAAAUUGCAAAUGUUCGAAUUUAUGUGGAACAAGCCAUAGGGCGUAUGAAAAACUUUCGCAUAUUAAAAAAUGAAUUGCCAGUCACACUGUUACCAUUAUGUGACAAUAUUAUUACUGUAUGCGCUGUAUUAACAAACUUCAUGCCCCCCCUUUGCAUUGAUGAAAACAAAGCAUAA